GUCCGGGGCCUGUUCUGGCUGUAGCUGCCCAGGGGACGCCGGGACUGGGAGGCCGGGCGGCCGGGUUCGGCGGCGGCGGGAGCCCUGGUCUGGAGCGCCCUAGACAAGGACAUCAAAGACACAUCGCUGAAUUCUUCCUAGCUGGCCAGCAGCAGUGCACCAAUGACAUGGCCAAAAGCAAUUCUGUGGGCCAGGACAGCUCUCAGGACUCGGAAGGGGAAAUGAUCUUUGCUGCAGGGAGCAAUUGUGCCCUGCCUGAGGAGGAUGAUGGAGAGGCAAGACUGGGCUCUCCAGGGUCUGCUCUGCCUGCACGGAAGCGCUCUCGGUCCUUCGAGGAUGAGUGGAAUCAAGCCACAGGGACUGGUCAGUGGGAUGGCGUUUCUAAGAAAACUCCUCGGCAGCAUUUGUCCUUCGCAUGCUCAAGGCCUAGAGAAGCCAGACUUGACGCAGACAGUUCACUGUACUGCCCCCCUUCAGAGUCUGGAGAUAGCAAUCAGGAAGUGGAGGACAUUGGGCCUGAUCCCAUUCCUGACUCCUGCUAUGGGCUUCUUGGGACCUCCCAUUGCCAAGAAGCACAGAGCCACAUCUGUAGCCUGCCCAGUGAGGUCCUGAGGCACAUCUUUGCCUUCCUGCCGGUGGAAGAUCUCUACUGGAAUCUGAGCUUGGUGUGCCACCUGUGGAAGGAGAUAAUCAGUGAUCCGCUGUUCAUACCUUGGAAAAAACUGUAUCAUCGAUAUUUGAUGAAUGAAGAGCAAGCUGUCAGCAAAGUGGAUGGUAUCCUGUUGAGCUGUGGCAUCGAGAAGGAGUCUGACUUGUGUGUGUUGAACCUCAUCCGAUAUACAGCCACCACUAAAUGCUCCCCUAGUGUGGAUCCUGGGAGGGCAUUGUGGAGCCUGAGGGACCAUCUCCUCCUUCCAGAGGCAAAGGCGUGCGUGCGUCAACACCUCCCAGACCUCUAUGCUGCUGCUGCGGGUGUCAAUGUGUGGGCCUUGGUGGCAGCCAUUGUCCUGCUGUCCAGCAGUGUCAGUGACAUCCAGCAGCUGCUCUUCUGCCUCAGGAGACCAAGCUCCACUGUGACCAUGCCAGACAUCACCGAGACCUUAUACUGCAUUGCUGUGCUUCUCUAUGCCAUGAGGGAGAAGGGAAUUAACAUCAGCAAUCGGAUUCACUACAACAUUUUCUAUUGCCUGUAUCUUCAGGAGAAUUCCUGUACUCAGGCCACAGAAGUUAAGGAGGAACCAUCAGUUUGGCCUGGCAAGAAAACCAUCCAGCUUACACAUGAACAACAGCUGAUUCUAAGCCAUAAGAUGGAACCUCUUCAGGUGGUAAAAAUUAUGGCAUUUGCAGGCACUGGGAAAACCUCUACCCUGGUCAAGUAUGCUGAGAAAUGGUCUGAGAGCAGGUUUCUGUACGUGACAUUCAACAAGAGCAUCGCAAAGCAGGCUGAGCGAGUCUUUCCCAGCAACGUCACCUGCAAAACGUUUCAUUCUAUGGCCUAUGGACACGUUGGGCGGAAGUACCAAUCAAAGAAGAAAUUGAAUCUUUUCAAGUUAACACCCUUCAUGGUCAAUUCUGUCCUUGCUGAAGGGAAAGGUGGAUUUAUAAGGGCCAAGUUGGUGUGUAAGACUUUAGAAAACUUCUUUGCCUCCGCUGAUGAAGAGCUGACAAUUGAUCAUGUGCCUAUUUGGUGUAAAAACAGCCAAGGACAGAGGGUCAUGGUUGAACCGAAUGAAAAACUGAAUGGUGUCCUUGAAGCAAGCCGACUUUGGGACAACAUGCGGAAGCUGGGGGAGUGCAAAGAAGAGGCUUACCAAAUGACUCAUGACGGCUAUUUGAAACUCUGGCAGCUGAGCAAACCUUUGCUUGCCUCUUUUGACGCCAUCUUUGUGGAUGAGGCCCAGGACUGUACCCCAGCCAUCAUGAAUAUAGUUCUGUCUCAGCCUUGUGGGAAGAUCUUUGUCGGGGACCCACACCAGCAAAUCUAUACCUUCCGUGGUGCAGUCAAUGCUCUAUUUACGGUCCCUCACACUCAUGUCUUCUAUCUCACACAGAGUUUUAGAUUUGGUGUAGAAAUAGCAUAUGUGGGAGCCACUAUCUUGGAUGUCUGCAAGAGAGUAAGGAAAAAGACUUUGGUUGGAGGAAACCAUCAGAGUGGCAUUAGAGGCGAUGUAAAGGGGCAGGUGGCUCUGUUGUCCCGGACCAAUGCCAAUGUGUUUGAUGAGGCUGUACGGGUGACUGAUGGCGAAGUUCCUGCAAGGAUACAUUUGAUUGGGGGGAUUAAAUCAUUUGGAUUGGACAGAAUCAUUGAUAUUUGGAUCCUUCUUCAGCCAGAGGAAGAACGGAAAAAACAGAACCUCUUCAUUAAGGACAAGUUUAUUAGAAGAUGGGUACACAAAGAAGGCUUUAGUGGCUUCAAGAGGUAUGUGACUGCAGCCGAGGAUAAGGAGCUUGAAGCAAAGAUUGCCAUCGUUGAAAAGUAUAAUAUCAGGAUUCCAGAACUGGUGGAAAGGAUAGAAAAGUGCCAUAUAGAAGACCGGGACUUUGCAGAGUACAUUUUGGGCACUGUGCACAAAGCCAAAGGCUUGGAGUUUGACACUGUGCAUGUUCUGGAUGAUUUUGUAAAGGUGCCUUGUGCCAGGCACAACCUCGCACAGCUGCCACACUUCAGAGUUGAGUCAUUUUCUGAGGAUGAAUGGAAUUUACUGUAUGUUGCAGUCACUCGUGCCAAGAAGCGUCUUAUUAUGACAAAAUCAUUGGAGAACAUUUUGACUUUGGCUGGGGAGUACUUCUUGCAAGCAGAACUGACAAGUAAUGUUUUAAAAACAGGAGUAGUCCAUUGCUGCGUGGGACAGUGCAACAACGCCAUCCCUGUGGACACUGUGCUGACCAUGAAGAAGCUGCCCAUCACUUAUAGCAACAGGAAGGAAAACAAGGGUGGCCACCUCUGCCACUCCUGUGCAGAGCAGCGCAUCGGGCCUCUGGCCUUUUUGACAGCCUCCCCUGAGCAGGUGCGCGCCAUGGAACGCACCGUCGAGAACAUAGUGCUCCCCAGACAUGAGGCCCUGCUGUUCCUGGUCUUUUGAAAGCCCAGCAGUGCAUUCUCCACAGCGAGGAAUUCCUGGUGUGGACUCCAGUUACUUGAAGAAAGCCAAUUUGGGGCUGAGGGCUCAUUCCCCUGAGGCCAUGGAUUCACUCAUGGAACAUUUUUUGAGGAAGAAGAUGCCAAUGAGAGUUGGACCUGUCAUUUCUGCAUUCCUUGUAGGUAGCCAGUUUCCACUGCCCCUCCUCCAUGUGUACCAGACUGGGGAUCUGGGGAGCGGUCUUUUGAUAAAAAAAAUUUUAUGUAUUUAAACUUUUAUUAUAAGAUUUCAAUUAAAGAGGCACUGUAGCACUGGCAGACCACUGUGCAACACCUGGCUUCAGCACUCUUGUUUUUGAACUUCCUUGUUUUGUUUACUUUAUUCAACAUCUUGAUUCACCAAGCAGAGUAUAAGACUUAAUGUCUAGGGUCACAAUGGAUGUAUCAAAAAUGAGAAUUUCCUGCCAGAGAGAGUCACACACAUUUAAGAUAUGACCUGUGCCUUUGUCAUUUUGGGGUUCUCAAUGUAAAAGGGAGGAAACCUAAUAAAAAGUCAAGUACAGAGUGGCAAUAGCUAGAUUUCACAUAUUUCCCACAGGUAGAACUGAGACUCAGAAAGAGUUGAGGGAGCAGUGGAAUUGAACAGCCACCAGGGCUUUGGGGAGAGUGGAGAGGGAAGCUGGUAGAGAUGGAAAAUUGGCACCUGGUUCACUGCCUGGGACUGCUGGGUAGAUGUUGUAAUAAAAGUAUUUUUAUAGAAACUACUGAUGAAAAAGCUCAUGUCACUUGCAUGGACAUAGAUGUGGUAUUUUUGCAUUUUUGCCAUACAGCACUUCAGAGAUGCAGAUGGCAGGUGGGGGAGUUGGCAAAAACCUUGCCCAGAGAGUUCACCACAUCUAGUCUCUGAGUCCAGUCAAGCAGAGCUCCAGAGCAGACAGACCUCAUAGCUGCAGUUGUUGCAGACUCCCCUUAAGCUCUCCUCCGUCAGGCCUCUAGUGGAGCUAGCGUGCAGGCUGGUGAGUAAAGCAAGGGUGCUGUGGGCCAGGGGUGCAUGGGAAGGUUGAGUGCCGAGGUGGUAUACUGAGGAAAAUUCAGAGAAUUGAUCCUGUAGACGGAGUUGGAUCAUGUGAUGAGAAUGGGCUGGGGCUCUUUCUUUCACUUGGCCAGCAUUCCUGGCAAGCCUUAGUGCCAUGAAUAACAUAGAAUAAAAGGGCAAGUGAAGGGAAGUGACUUGAAUGUGGAUUGCUCACAGUAUUGAGUGUCCUUCAAAUGAGGGAUUUGGGCGCAGGGAUGGCUCAUCAGUGUUUUUUUGAAAUUUAAUUUUCUAUCCAGAGAAGAAGCUACUUUAUUAUUGGAGGAGAAGUUAUUAAAUGGGUGAAGAGUCACCAAGUACCUUUUGUGUGGCAUGUGCCUUAUUAGGGAGUAUGCAGCAUGGAAAUCACAGUAAGAAGCAUGAUUGUAGUUAGAGAUGAGUGUUUGCAGAAAGUGCUUUGGGUUGGAGAAGUAUCCAUGAGAGCACAGAUCAAAAGCUGUUCAAAGGCGCAUUGCUGGAACUGUUUGCAGUGUGAGGAGGUGACUAGCUGUUAAAGAAUGGAGGGACACUCGGAAGAAAAACAGGAAAGAUAGCCAGAUUGUGUGUAGUAGCAGCACUCAAAGCAAAACGUCAGUAGUGUACUUUGAAAGCUAACUGAAUCUGGAAACUAAUAGAAUUUCCUUUUUUAAGUGUUAAGAUUUGAAAAAAAAAAUAUUUGGUGUGUUUCAAAUAGGAAAACAAUUUUUAGACAUCCAGUAAAAAUACAGAUUUUUAAAAUAAGUGUUAAACAUAUUGACUAUUUUAGCAUAGGUGAUUAGAUGAGAUGAAUAAGAGCAUUACUUAGAAAUAUAAAUGGAACUUUACGUGAAAAUGAAAAAUGACUAUUCCUUUUAAAAGUGUAAUCUCUUAAGAGGCUCCCAUUAUUUCAUUCGUUGUGAAUGUAUUUUUAUACAAGAUUUCCUGUUUUUUUUAAACCAUGAUAGUUGGAAGAAAAAUAGUUAUGAACUAAUUACAACUAU
Condylura cristata (star-nosed mole) is the source of this 5131-nucleotide messenger RNA. RefSeq names its product F-box protein, helicase, 18 (gene FBH1). Lineage: Eukaryota; Metazoa; Chordata; Mammalia; Eulipotyphla; Talpidae. Gene Ontology annotation, cellular component: nucleus. Gene Ontology annotation, molecular function: ATP binding; hydrolase activity; DNA binding. The record is from RefSeq and is a predicted model, not a curated record. The coding region runs from base 168 to 3083 and encodes 971 amino acids. Gene Ontology annotation, biological process: replication fork processing; double-strand break repair via homologous recombination. The transcript is spliced from 20 exons.